Molecule: messenger RNA, 2262 nt
Organism: Morus notabilis
Lineage: Eukaryota; Viridiplantae; Streptophyta; Magnoliopsida; Rosales; Moraceae
Product: THO complex subunit 1
Exons: 21
Coding region: 145-1956 (603 amino acids)
Biological process (GO): regulation of DNA-templated transcription elongation; mRNA export from nucleus
Cellular component (GO): THO complex part of transcription export complex
Source: RefSeq, a predicted model, not a curated record
AAAAAAAAAAAAAAAAAAAAAAGAAAGAAAGAAAGAAAGAAAAAACCCCAUAGCUCAGUGACCCACGAACAGAGGACAGAAGAGCAUUUGUGGCGUCGCGAAAGGAAGCCCCUCUCUCCCCCGAGUACCGGCCAAGCUCCUUCCAUGGAAUUUUUUCGGAGUGCCAUACUGCAACCUGGGCCACCUGAAACUUUUGCUCUGCAAACAGUUCAACAAGUGAUAAAACCACAGAAACAAACAAAGUUAGCCCAAGAUGAGAAUCAGUUAUUGGAAAAUAUCAUCCGGACUUUGCUUCAGGAGCUGGUGUCUUCUGCAGUACAGUCAGGGGAGCCAAUAAUGCAGUAUGGGCAAUCAAUUGACGAGGGAGGGAGUACUCAGGCUCAUAUUCCUCGUCUUCUUGAUGUUGUGUUAUAUCUCUGUGGAAAAGAGCACAUUGAAGGUGGCAUGAUAUUCCAGCUGUUGGAGGACUUAACUGAAAUGUCUACAAUGAGGAAUUGCAAAGACAUUUUUGGUUAUAUAGAGAGUAAACAGGACGUAUUAGGCAAGCUUGAGCUUUUUGCUCGUGGGAAACUUGUUAUGUUGAGGACAUGCAAUCAGCUUCUUCGUCGUCUAUCAAAGGCAAAUGACGUAGUCUUUUGUGGACGAAUUCUCAUGUUUCUAGCGCAUUUCUUUCCAUUAUCUGAGCGCUCAGCUGUGAAUAUAAAAGGAGUUUUCAACACGUCAAAUCAAACAAAAUAUGAGAAAGAACCCCCGGAUGGCAUUUCCAUUGAUUUCAACUUUUAUAAGACCUUUUGGAGUUUACAGGAGCAUUUUUGCAACCCGGCUUCCCUUCCUCUUGCUCAUCCAAAGUGGCAGAAAUUUGUGUCCAGUUUAAUGGUUGUGCUGAAUACAUUUGAAUCCCAACCUUUAAGUGAUGAAGAGGGAGACGCCAAUAAUUUGGAGGAGGAGUCAGCAACUUUCAGUAUAAAGUAUCUUACAAGCAGUAAACUUAUGAGUUUGGAGUUAAAGGAUCCAAGUUUCCGACGCCAUAUUCUUGUGCAGUGCCUCAUACUGUUCGACUAUUUGAAGGCCCCAGGAAAGAAUGAAAAGGAUUUGCCUUCCGAGAAUAUGAAAGAUGAAAUAAAAUCUUAUGAGGAUCAUGUUAAAAAGCUACUUGAGAUGACUCCACCAAAGGGUAAAGAUUUCCUUCAUAAAGUUGAGCAUAUAUUAGAACGUGAAAAGAAUUGGUUAUGGUGGAAACGUGAUGGGUGUCCACCAUUUGAAAAGCAACCAAUAGAGAAGAAAGUGGUUCAAGAUGGAGUUAAAAAACGUAGGCCAAGGUGGAGACUGGGAAAUAAAGAGCUUUCUCAGUUAUGGAAGUGGGCAGAUCAGAAUCCGAAUGCUUUAACUGAUCCUCAACGUGUUCGAACACCGUCCAUCACAGAGUACUGGAAACCCUUGGCUGAAGAUAUGGACCCAUUAGCUGGAAUAGAAGCUGAAUAUCACCAUAAAAAUAACAGGGUUUAUUGCUGGAAAGGUCUACGCUUUUCAGCUAGACAGGACUUGGAAGGAUUCUCUAGAUUUACUGACCAUGGCAUAGAGGGAGUAGUGCCCUUAGAACUUUUACGACCAGAUAUCCGCUCGAAAUAUCAAGCUAAGUCAAAUGAAAGGUCUAAACGCGCUAAAAAGGAAGAAGCAAAGGAUGCUGAAAACCAGAUUGCAAUGCCUGCAAGUGAGAUAGACGAAGGGAUCAGGCCCGAUCUUGAGGCGUCUGCAACCACAAUGGAUGCCGAAACCACAGCUGGAACAGGAACGGUGUCCCAAGGUGGCAGUCCAAUGCCCGAUGAGCACCAGAAACAAAGCUCGGACGCAGAUGCCGGUCAAGAGGCUGGCCAGUUGGAAGCAGAUGCCGAGGUCGAGGCAGGGAUGAUAGAUGGUGAGCCAGAUACAGAGGUUGAUUUUGAUCCAGCAACCUGAGAUAUGUGGCAGAAGUUUACAAAGGGUUCCCCCCAAGUCCUAGAGAAUAUCAACAAAAAUGUGUGCUAAAGCAAAGAAUGUCAAAUUUCUGUCCCUAUUUGUAACUUCCGAUAGUGUGGUUUAAUUUAGUGACACUACAGUUUUAUGCCAAUUGCGUAGGCAAAGAAUGCCAAAUUUCUAUCACUUUUAGUUUUCUUUCCGUCCAUUGGGAUUAAUUUGCCGUAAAAAGUUUGACCUUGGGGUAGCGGGGAAACAAAGAUGGAAUUUUAGUCCAAACCGAGCCUCUUUUUCGGCUCGUUUCCAUUC